Coniosporium apollinis CBS 100218 is the source of this 939-nucleotide messenger RNA. RefSeq lists its product as uncharacterized. The record is from RefSeq and is a predicted model, not a curated record. The coding region runs from base 1 to 939 and encodes 312 amino acids. NCBI's taxonomy places the organism in Eukaryota, Fungi, Ascomycota, Dothideomycetes. The transcript has a single exon.
AUGGCCUCCGCACCCGCUGUCCGUCCACCUCCCCAGCCCGCCUACCUCGCGUCCGCAAACUCACCCCUCAACCCUGACCGCGCCUUAUACGACCGCGUCGCCGCAACCUCCUCCCGCAUCCCCACCGCGUCCUUUACAAUCCCUCCGCGCUCUGGCCUCGCCUGGCACGUCCCCGCCGCCUACAUCUUCCGGCUCUCGCUGCCCGACGGCCCCCAAGUCGGCGACCUAAACCUCUGGUCCGCGUACAACCCGCGCGAGCGCUUCUGGGCGAGCCGGACGCGGCAGCUCGAAGCCUCGCACGUAAGCACUUACAACCGGCUCUGGUCCUGCCUGCCGUACCUGCGGCCGCUAUGCACCAUUGUGGCCGACAGUCUGGGGCCGCGGGUCGGGACGACGGAGUUUGGGGGCAAGUGCCAUGAUUUGCUGGGCACGCGGUGUGAUCCCUAUGUGAACAAGAUGCUCACAGAUGACGAGUUUGACUUCCAUUGCCACUCGAAUCUGGUGCGUGCGGUGCUGCCGCAUGGGCUUGGGGAGAUGGAUGUGCAUGAUGUGUUGAACGUGUUUCAGGUCACGGGGCUGAAUGGAGAGGGGAAGUAUUUCAUGGAGGCGUGUCCGGGGGUGAAGGGGGACUAUAUUGAGUUUUUUGCGGAGACGGAUCUGUUGUGUGCGCUGUCGACGUGUCCGGGGGGUGAUCUGUCGGCGUGGGGGUGGGCGGAGGGGAACUCUGGGGGAGAUGAUGGGGGAGAUGGGGAGGCGAAGAAGAAGAAGGGCAGGAUGGAGGACACGUGCAGGCCGAUCAAGGUCGAGGUGUGGAAGAUUGCUGAUGAGGUUAAAGAGGAGGUUCUGGAGGGAUGGAGCGAACCGAGGAGGCCGGAUUAUCGCGGUAUGCAUGGCAUGACGGUGCCUCAAGGGCAGAAUAUGGGACAAAGUGGGCCGUAG